Messenger RNA from Andrographis paniculata, 1841 nucleotides. RefSeq names its product phosphatidate cytidylyltransferase 1. The record is from RefSeq and is a predicted model, not a curated record. The transcript has 12 exons. Gene Ontology annotation, cellular component: endoplasmic reticulum membrane. Gene Ontology annotation, molecular function: phosphatidate cytidylyltransferase activity. Lineage: Eukaryota; Viridiplantae; Streptophyta; Magnoliopsida; Lamiales; Acanthaceae. Bases 300 to 1577 code for a protein of 425 amino acids.
AAACCACUCCCCCCAUUUAUUCUCCCUUUCCAAAUCUUCAUACCUAUGUAGAGUGUAGACUUGGUUUUACCCUCACCUGAGAACAGAGGAAACGGGCGAGCCACUGACUCACUGAGUGAGCUUCGCGACGCGCUGGUUGGAUCUCUCCUCGCUCUGGUAAUCUUCCUUUUUCUGCUCAGGUAACUGGAGAUCCAUCUGGUACACUUGUAAUUCCUCUAGGUGAAUCGAGCAAUCACUUGGAAGUCAUAGUUGUAAACUUUUAAGUGAGAUCUUUCUAAAGGGGUCUAAGAAAUAAAGAAAUGGAAAGCAGUACUGGUGGAACAUCUACUCCUACUGGGCCUACUGCACGGUUACGCCGGCGCAGAGGUUCAAAUGAGGUCCCUCCCGAAGUUGAUAGAGCAAAUGGUGGCCAAUUACUUGUUAAUGACAAUAACAAGUACAAGUCCAUGUUAAUCCGUGCACAAUCAUCUGCCUGGAUGAUUGGAGGAUUUGCCUUGCUUAUUUACAUGGGUCACCUUUAUAUCUGUGCCAUGAUUGUUGUUAUCCAAAUUUAUAUGGCCAAGGAGCUGUUCAUACUGCUUAGGAGGGUACGUGAAGACAGACACCUCCCGGGCUUUAGGCUAUUAAAUUGGCACUUUUUCUUCACAGCAAUGUUAUUUGUGUACGGUCGAAUUCUCAGUCAGAGGCUUGUUAAUACCGUUACAACAGACAAAUUUUUGUAUAAGCUUGUGGGAAGAGUAAUCAAGUAUCAUAUGGUUACCUGUUAUUUCUUGUACAUCGCAGGUUUCAUGUGGUUCAUUCUUACCCUGAAGAAGAAGAUGUACAAGUAUCAAUUCAGCCAAUAUGCAUGGACACACAUGAUUUUAAUUGUGGUUUUUACCCAAUCAUCGUUUACCGUGGCAAAUAUCUUUGAAGGCAUCUUCUGGUUCCUCCUACCAGCUUCACUAAUUGUCAUCAAUGACAUUGCCGCUUACAUUUUUGGAUUCUUCUUCGGAAGAACUCCUCUGAUCAAGAUCUCGCCAAAGAAAACUUGGGAAGGUUUUAUUGGCGCAUCUAUUGCUACCAUGAUCUCUGCCUUCCUGAUGGCAAAUGUAUUGGGCCAAUUUCAAUGGUUGACAUGUCCAAGGAAGGAUCUAUCGACUGGUUGGCUUCAAUGCGAUCCCGGUCCAUUGUUUAAGCCAGAACAUUUUUCUGUACCCGAGUGGUUUCCUGGUUGGUUCCCCUGGAAAGAGAUUUCUAUAUUGCCCGUACAGUGGCACGCCCUGUGUCUCGGUCUCUUUGCGUCAAUUAUAGCGCCAUUCGGAGGCUUUUUCGCCAGCGGCUUUAAGAGAGCUUUCAAGAUCAAGGAUUUCGGCGACAGCAUACCUGGACAUGGCGGAAUCACCGACAGAAUGGAUUGCCAGAUGGUGAUGGCUGUUUUCGCGUACAUUUACCACCAGUCGUUCGUGGUGCCUCAGAGCCUGUCGAUCGAGAUGAUCAUGGACCAGAUACUUAUAAACCUGACGUUCGAGGAGCAACGCGCUCUCUACAUCAAACUCGGGGAGGUGAUCAUGGAGCGGCAGUUCGGAGAAUCCUGAAGCUCAGGUAUGUUGUCACGGCCACCCUACCCUACCCUACCCUACAUUCUUGUUGCUGGUGUAUAUAUAAGAAAUUGGUGUGUGUGUGUAGGAAUUAGUGUAGUAGUAUUCAUUCCCUCCUAAUCUGAUCAUAUCACAUCAUAUAAUAUCCUGUGUUUCUUUCUUUUGUUUUUUAGUUAUUUUGCGUCUCCUCAGUGAGGACUCUAGCUUGUAAUAUUACAUUACUAUUUCACUUUGGUUGAAUUUUAUUUUUAUUUUUUCUUA